AUUGUGGUUUCUACUUAAAGUGACAGCAGAUGAUUUUUUACAGUGUUCAGUUGCAAUGACUCACAGUGUUUCAGCAGCUGUGUGUUUAAAUGUGUGAGCAUGUGAUAGCAGUUUAUCAGUGUGUUCAUCAUGACGCUCAUUCUGCUCCUCGCUCUCAUCACAGUCAGUGAAAGUGACGGCAGCAGCGUUGUUUGUCGAACAGGUGAAGACGUCACUCUCCCCUGUAAAUAUGACAUCAGACAAUACAAUGCGCAGCCAGUUUGUUGGAGCCGAGGACAAUUACCAAGCGCAGGCUGCAACAACAUGCUCAUCUCCACAUAUGGAUAUAAAGUCAAAGAAGAUGCCAGAUUUUCUAGCAAGUAUCAGUUACUGGGACGACUGGACAAAGGAGAUGUUUCUUUGACGAUACUGAACGUCUCAGAGACAGAUGCUGGACGAUAUGGGUGCAGGGUAAGAAUACCGGGAUGGUUCAAUGAUGACAAACAUCACUAUGAUUUGAAAGUGCUACAGAUGACCAAAUCAACAAUAUUAAGUAGAGAGACGCCUACAGAGCAGCCAGCAGCCAGUUUUACAACAGGUCAGGUGGCCUCCAUAAAGCUCCCCCAAACUUCCUCCUCCAACAGCAGCAUCACAGCCAAGGAGUCCAUGAGGGAGUUGCAGGGGGUCCCCAGAAAAGAUGAAAAAUAG
This is a messenger RNA of Centropristis striata (black sea bass), 687 nucleotides long. RefSeq names its product hepatitis A virus cellular receptor 1 homolog. The record is from RefSeq and is a predicted model, not a curated record. The coding region runs from base 130 to 687 and encodes 185 amino acids. The transcript is spliced from 5 exons. NCBI's taxonomy places the organism in Eukaryota, Metazoa, Chordata, Actinopteri, Perciformes, Serranidae.